AAAGAGAGAUGCAGAGGCGUGGUCAUCUCGUACAGUGGUGGCAUUAAAACCACGUGUACCCACACACAGGGAAAAAUUCGCAGACAACUUUGGAAACUUAUACCAUCCGAAGCAAGCUUUCUAGACAGUCUACCAACUUAAACCGUCGCUUCAGAGGGGAUCUAAGAUUCGGUUAGCGGACAUGCCGUUGUAUGCACUCAAUCAGUUUCUUGAUUUGGAAGAGGUUAUGUGCAAGCAGCUGCUCAGUCUGGAUCUGAGGGAAACCACCGGACCCCCAGGCCUACCCCAGAGGCCCAUAGGCUACAAGAAACCCAGCGCUCCCUGCUCCCUGUCCUCCCUCUCCUCCUCCAGCUCUCCUCUGUGCCCUGACCCACCACAGCCUGCAGCCCUGGCCUCCAGCCACUGGGGGCAGCCCUUUGAGCGCUGUAACAGAAUGUCUUUCUGGGCGGAGCGAUCUGUCAGCAUGGUGGAGACCGGUUCCAGCAGUCUGGGUUGGGCUUCCUCUCCCGGCGAGCCCAAACAGCCGGCAUCUCUCAGCCCUUCUCCUCUCUCCUCCUCCUCCACCCUCCUCACCUCCCCCACAUCCUCCUCUUCCUCCUCCAUCUCCUCGCGCUACAAGACCGAACUGUGCCGCACCUUUGCCGAGAGCGGAAUCUGCAAGUAUGGGCCCAAGUGCCAGUUUGCCCACGGGCAAGAUGAGCUGCGGGAUUUGAACCGGCACCCCAAGUACAAGACGGAGCCGUGCCGCACCUUCCACACCAUCGGCUUCUGCCCCUACGGCAUCCGCUGUCACUUCGUCCACAACAACGAGGACGACCUGGGGCCCCCUGGCCGCCCGGGGCCUGCCCGCACUCACAGACCCCCUGUCUUCAGGCACAGCUUCAGCUUUGCCGGCUUUCCCUCGGCCCCCGCCCUGGAGCCAUCCUCCCUGCCCUCCCCGUUCCUCCGCACCCCCUCCGCCUCCCCCCCGGCUGCCGACAUCACAGACCUGCUGUCGCAUGCCUUCCAAGAGGAGGACUGCGUGUUCGAGCCCGCCCCAGCCUACCCCAACGCCCAGGCCCGAGAUCCCCGGUCUCAAUUUCUCCCCUCGCCCGACUCUGCGUGCAGCCUGUCCCCUGGGACCUGUCUCCUGGAGCAGAGCCCCCCCGUGGGGCCCACCCUGGGGGUCCGCAGCCUGUCCUACACCUCCCUGUCUGACCAGGAGGGGGCGUGUAGCUCGGCCAGCAGCAUGACCGGCUCGGAUUCUUCCGGAACAGACUCCAGCGGCCGCCGCCUGCCCAUCUUCAGCCAGCUCUCUGUCCCUGACGACGGCUUUGUUAGCGACGCCUGCAGCGCCAGUUUCUUCCUGUAGGGUGCGGGGCGUAUUGCCACCCAUCCCCUUCUGGCCAACACUGGUCUGCUGGUGAAAUAGUUUUAAAGAGACAGUGACUAUAUACCUACUGUGUAGUAUUGUAUUGUACAGGCAGAUGCUUGGGACAGAUUCACCACAACAAAUGACGCUACUGAGGGUGCUACUCAUCAAUUGAAACAGUGACGGAACCUUCCAGAAUGUCUCGUAAUGUAGAUGCCAAAGACUUGUGUAUGCCUGGUGGUCAGCUUUUCCACAAGACGGUGGGGAGACCAUUAAUAUGGUAUUUUUUUCCUAAUAUAUAUAUUUUUUUUACAUGAGCUGGGGGAAAGUUCUGUUUUCCACUCCAGUAGUGAUUACCUUCCUGACUUCAGAAAGGUAUACCUUUUUUUUUUCUUCUUCAAACUCACGUGUGUUUUAAAUGAACUCCUGUGCCCGUGAGCUGUUAGGCAGGUUCAUUUCAUUGUUCCGAGUUUCGUCAACCCACAGUCGGUUCUAUUUUAGAUCAAAAGCUUGAAUCGGUUUCCUGACUUGGCGAGUGCAGCUGGUGAGAAUGGAUCAGAGUUUUCACCUAUGUUGUUGGUUUCCUGGUCUUUGCCAAAUCAGUUUGACUUUUGCUAAAUGCAAAAUCUCCGAAGACAGGGGGUAGACAGGGGGUUUGGAUGGACCUCUCAGGCGUGUGCGCGCUUUCUAACCUUUUCUGUUGUGAUGAGUAGACCUGGGUGUGUUCUGUAGAACUGUUGUAGGAUCAGCAGAGCUCUGCAUCUCUCCUGUCUGCUUCAUCACACAACAUGACCAGCCUGUAGCCUGCGUGACCAGAAGGGUUCUGUAUGUUGUAGACCUCUCUGAGUUUCCUCAGGAGCCUAGUGGAUAGUGUGUCUGACAUUGUGGUAGCUGGUUUUCGCGAGGGUCUUUCACAUCCUAUUUAAAUGCCUUUUCGACCAACUUGUUUCCAGCAUGUUUAGAGUUAAAGCAGAAUCUUUAGUAAAUUAAUUUAUUUUUAAUGUAUUUAUAGAGAUACUUGAGUUUUUUCUGUAUUAAGUUUAAUAUAUUGUUGGGGUUUUUUGUACUUGAAAUAAAAUGUUCUUUUUUUAAA
Molecule: messenger RNA, 2444 nt
Organism: Osmerus eperlanus (European smelt)
Lineage: Eukaryota; Metazoa; Chordata; Actinopteri; Osmeriformes; Osmeridae
Exons: 2
Coding region: 182-1351 (389 amino acids)
Molecular function (GO): metal ion binding; mRNA binding
Source: RefSeq, a predicted model, not a curated record